CGUCCGAGGCAAAAAUGACGGACUUCCGACCCUCAACACCAACUUUCUCGGCUCUCGCUAUUUGCAUUACCAACCCAACUUCCUCACUUUUUCGCCCGCCACUCCUCUUCUCUCAACACCCGAAAACCCCUCUCACCAUACCCGUAUAGAUAUCAAUUAGAAAGCGCCGAUUCACAAUGUCAUUACCGUCCAGAUUACUACCUCGGUUACGGCCCCUAAUACCCUCACGAAGCAUCGUCAGCGCCGCACCAAAACGCAUAGAAGACUGGCCGCAGCGCAAUUCCCUUGGUCCAUACUACGAAGUAAUCCUCAACAACCCUUCUCAAAUCCCAAUCGACAAACCAGAAGUCCCCCCUAAAACAGCAGACCCCUCAGUGCAAUCCGAGUUCCCCACGAAAACCGCUGUGCAAACACCAGAAGAAAAAGCACGUUUAGUCUUUGGCUCACGCCUCUUCGGCUCUGCGGAGAAAGACGAGCGCCUAGCAGCACGGCAAGCAAAAGCGACAUACAUAGCUGGCGUUCUCGUACCGCCCAAGCCCGUUGAGCCGGAUAAUUGCUGCAUGAGCGGCUGUGUGAACUGCGUGUAUGACCAGUACCGCGAUGAAUUGGAGGAGUGGCAGCUCAAGAACGCAGAGGCACAAGCUGCGCUGAGAAAACACGAGGGAUAUGUGGAUUCGGACGGUGGAGGGUCAGAGUCGAAUUGGGUCGCGCCAGAGGUCGGCAAGGCCAAGAUUGCGAAGGACUUUUGGGACGAGGAGCUGUAUGCGGAUUUGCCAGUUGGGAUUAGAGAGUUUAUGAAGACGGAAAAGCUUUUGAAGAAGAGGCAUGAGAGUGAAAGGACCGAGAAGAACUGAGUGAAGUGUGGGUUGGAAAGGUUAGUUGGGUUGAGACACGGUGGAAAAGUUUAUACCCCUUUUUUGCAUUUUAUUUAUUGGGGUUUUGGAUGAUAGAGUUGAUGAUUAGACUAUAGACAUGAACAUCUGUAUUAUAAACUUUCAGAAUGGGAGAACUUUGAUAUCGCAAACUUUGGACUUGG
Fusarium oxysporum Fo47 is the source of this 1036-nucleotide messenger RNA. Its product is annotated as oxidoreductase-like protein. Lineage: Eukaryota; Fungi; Ascomycota; Sordariomycetes; Hypocreales; Nectriaceae. The transcript has a single exon. The record is from RefSeq and is a predicted model, not a curated record. Bases 177 to 854 code for a protein of 225 amino acids. Gene Ontology annotation, cellular component: mitochondrion.